AUGUCGGAAAUAAACCCUGCCUUCGUGCUCCACUCAGUCAAGAACGUCUCGUUCGAGAAUCGCGAAGUGCCCAAGCUCCGUGACGAGUACGAUGUUCGCGUGCACGUUGAGCAGACGGGCAUUUGCGGCAGUGAUGUCCACUACUGGCAGCGCGGCCGGAUUGGCGACUUCAUCCUCGAGUCACCCAUCGUUCUUGGCCAUGAAAGCUCUGGCACAGUUGUCGAGGUCGGUAGUAAGGUGAAAAAUGUGAAGGUUGGCGACCGCGUGGCCAUUGAGCCUGGUGUGCCAUGCAGACACUGCGAUUAUUGCAGAGCUGGCUCAUACAACCUAUGUGCAGACACUGUCUUUGCAGCAACACCGCCAUGGGAUGGAACACUGCAGAAGUACUACAUUGUGGCUGGCGACUACACGUACCCCAUUCCUGACCACAUGUCUUCGGAAGAUGGCGCGUUGGUCGAGCCCGUCGCUGUUGCCGUGCAGAUCUGCAAGGUUGCUGAGCUCAAAGGUGGCCAAACUGUGCUUGUUUUCGGAUGCGGGCCGAUUGGUGUACUCUGCCAGGCUGUUGCUAAGGCCUAUGGUGCUAGCAAGGUCAUUGGUGUGGAUAUUUCUGAGUCUCGAGCGAAGUUUGCAAAGGAUUUUGCAGCUGAUGAUGUGUAUGUGUCGAAGAAGCUUCCUGACGCGCCCGAGGACCCUGUUGAAGCUGCUCGCGCUGUUGGCGAGAAGAUUGUCAAGGAUUAUGGAUUUGGAGAAGGGGCCGAUAUUGUGUUGGAGUGCACCGGUGCUGAGCCCUGUAUCCAAGCUGGUGUUUUUGCAACAAAGAAGGGGGGCACUUACGUUCAGGCCGGCAUGGGAAAGGAGAACGUCGUGUUUCCUAUAACCACAGCCUGCAUCCGUGCGUUGAAUGUGAAGGGGUCUAUCAGAUAUACUACCGGAUGCUACCCUGAGGCUGUCAGCUUGGUCGCUUCAGGAAAGGUGAACCCGAGAAAGUUGAUCACACAUCGAUACAAGUUCGAAGAGGCACUGGAGGCAUUCGAGGUUGUGAGGCAGGCGAAAGAAAACACACUGAAGGUUGUCAUUGAGGGUGUACCAAAAUAG
Molecule: messenger RNA, 1095 nt
Organism: Colletotrichum truncatum
Lineage: Eukaryota; Fungi; Ascomycota; Sordariomycetes; Glomerellales; Glomerellaceae
Product: D-xylulose reductase A
Biological process (GO): D-sorbitol catabolic process
Molecular function (GO): L-iditol 2-dehydrogenase (NAD+) activity; zinc ion binding
Source: RefSeq, a predicted model, not a curated record